This is a messenger RNA of Hyalella azteca, 8806 nucleotides long. Its product is annotated as putative neural-cadherin 2. The transcript is spliced from 31 exons. Gene Ontology annotation, molecular function: cadherin binding; calcium ion binding. Gene Ontology annotation, cellular component: plasma membrane; catenin complex. NCBI's taxonomy places the organism in Eukaryota, Metazoa, Arthropoda, Malacostraca, Amphipoda, Hyalellidae. Gene Ontology annotation, biological process: homophilic cell-cell adhesion. The record is from RefSeq and is a predicted model, not a curated record. Bases 1 to 7800 code for a protein of 2599 amino acids.
AUGGCUGUGAACUUCUUGGUCCCGUUGCUCAUCCCGCUCGGCGAGCAGAUCACAAACGUGUCGGAACUAAGCGGGACAGGCACGCUGACGUUCAGUAGACCGGACCAGAUGGUGACCGUGCCUGAGAACGUGGCGCCCGUCCUCCUGGCGCAGCUCUCGGCGCACUCCAACACCACCCGCAGCCGAGUGACGUACGAGAUCGUGAGCGGCAACGAGCAAUGGCAGUUCUACAUUCACAGUCUCUCUGGCAAACUGCAGCUCUCCACGCCUCUCGAUUAUGAGUCCCGCAACAUCUACGACGUCUUCGUGGCCGCAGUCGCUGGCACCGAGAAGGCAUACGGACGCGUCGUGGUGAACGUCACCGACACCAACGACAGCCGCCCGUACUUUGCACGGCCUUUGUACGAGACCCAAGUGACGGAGGAGGACGACCGCCACCUGCCGCGGCUCAUCAUGCAGGUGCGAGCCCACGACCCCGACAUGACCGAUGCAGGUCGCCUGCGCUACUCCAUCAUGGUCGCUCAACUCGAUGCUGGAUUUUUCCCUAACGCCACACGCGCUCCUGGCGGCGCUGAAGGGGAAAAACGAAGCUCCUACGCCGACCUCGAUGUCUCGGUGCGCCCACCACCGAAGCUCGCCCCCGUCCCUCAAAACUCAACUUCAACAGAAUUUUUCGCAAUCGACAGUCAGACCGGCGACAUUACUUUUAUUAAGCCUCUGGACCGCGACGUACCCCACGGCGUCCCCCACUGGUACCUGUGGGUGGGGGUGACGGACGGACGUCAUCACGACGUCGCACGUCUUCUCGUCAACGUAAAGGACGUCAACGACAACGCGCCCUUCUUCCCCGCACAGCCGCUCAUCGCCUCCAUCAGAGAGAACGAGCGCGCGGGCGCGGUGGUGAUGACGGCCGAGGCGACAGACUACGACGACCCGAGCGAGGCGGGCCACACUCACCUCACCUACGCCAUCGAGAAGAACGUCAUCGACGAGGUCUCUGGCAAGCCCAUAUUCGACAUCGACCCACAAACUGGCAGCAUCUCGACCGCCCUCUGCUGCCCAGACCGCGAGAAAACUCCAGCAUACCAGCUGCAGGUGGUCGCUACUGACGGGGGAGGUCUGAAAGGUACAGGCUCAGUGCUCAUCGUGGUGGAGGACGAGAACGACGUGCUGCCCGUCUUCUCGUCCCUCAGCUGGCGGGUUGACGUGGCUGAGAACGUCGCUCCGGGCGCCCCACUCGGCCUCCUCACAGUCGACGACGAUGACGUCACCAACCAAUUUUCUUAUAGGAUUGUGCCGCACAGCGGGCCAGGCUGGGAUAGAUUUACGGUGACGCCGUCUGCUAUUUCUGGACCGCUUCGAGAGUACCAAGUGGACAAGGAAGAAGCAUCGGACGUUAAUGACAUUGCUGACGUCAAUGUGUCUCCUAAUGAUCUUCUGGCGGAAACAAAAGUGACAAAAGAUGGCCACGAGGUGGUCCUUGAUCUUGCGGUAGAUGAAUUGCAUUUUUCGUCGCCACUGGAACGAGUUCGAGGUCAUAAAAAUCCAUUCCUCAAAACUGCCAGCAAACAAGGAGCCGUUCUUUCUGCGUUGCAGGACCUUGAUUACGAAGAUGGCGUGCAGAGGAGAGGCUUCAAAUUCAUGGUCCAAGUGACUGACAUGCCUAUUGAUUGGUCGUCGGUGCCACCGAAGCUUCCGCCAGAGCUCUCCCCGUUUCACUCCCAUCGGAUGGACUUGCUUCAAGCCUCCACAUUGACACCAGAAUUCCCGCGAAUUUCCUCGUGCUGGGUGGAAGUUCUGCUUUUAGAUUCAAAUGACAAUCCUCCGAAAUUGUUGAAGCACCGCGGUCAGCUGACAUUGCCUGAAGACACUUCAGUUGGCACGUUACUGGACGACUUCCCUGCAACCGAUGCAGACUCAGGCGCUAAUGGCUUGAUUCAGUACGCAAUAUCAGCGGCCAGUGAUCCCGACGGACAGUUCGUGGGAGCCGACGGGCAGGUGUGGCUGCAGCGGCAGCUGGACAGAGAGACUCGUCAGCAACACGUCCUGGACGUGCUUGUGUCUGACUCAGGCCAUCCAGCACACACCGUCACAGCCACCCUCACCAUCACCGUCACUGACGUGAACGAUAAUCCUCCUUUUGUUUCAAGCUUAAAAAUCCCUUCGGAAAAUGAUGUCAAGUAUACUACAACUACUAUUCAUGGUUCAAACUUUGAAGUUCAGCCUCAAGUGUUGAAUAAGAAGUUUAUAGUUCAUCAUUACAAGUCAAAUCUGGCCAUUACGGUUCCUGAGAAUGCUGCACCCCGAACUCUCUGCUCUUUGCUGCUCAACGACCCCGACGACUGGGAGCUCGGCAAUGGGCCGCCCUUCCGCAUGCAGAUCGAUCCUGCUGCUGCCGGGGAAAUAAAACGGCUGUUUGCGGUCACCUAUAACAGUGACGUGCGAGGCAGAGAGCUGGGGACCGUACGGUCUCUGCAGCCUCUGGACCGCGAGUCCGAGGUGGGGCCGAUGCUGAGGCUGCCGCUGCUGCUGACGGACAGCGGCGGCCUGUCGGCCACGGCGACCAUCACGGUCCUGGUGGCAGAUCUCAACGAUAAUCCAGCGCAGCCUGCCACCAAACAAGUCCAGGUCGUCCGAAUGAAGGAUGAGCAGCUUGUGACCCCCCUGGGUCGGGUGUACGUGCGGGACGCCGACGACUGGGACGCGUCUGACAAGACCUGGCGGUGGCGAGCCGCCCCCCAUCCGCUCUUCUCGCUCGACGCCAACACCGGACAGCUCGUCAUGCUGCCCGAUGCUCCGGACGGAUGGUACAAGUUGCAGUUCCUGGUGGAUGACGUAUUGCACGACCAGCACGACGUGUCGGCUAACGUAUCUGUGCACGUGACGUCACACGACAGUCUUGAUGUCGUGCGUCAGGCAGUCGUCAUCACGGUAGCUGAUGAGACGCCUGCGACGAUCAUCCAAACAGACGAGAGCAGCAGGUCUCCGCUGGAGCGCCUGCUGCAAGCUGUGAGCGACGUAGCUGCAGUGGCCGUAGAGCUUGUGGCGCUAGAGGCGCGCGUGCCACAAACCGCUUACCUUCACGGCCCCAUCGUCGUAAAAGAUCAAUACGACGCUAACUUCUCGGAUAAUGCAAAUCCCUAUCCUCGGAGGUCCUCACGAUCCAAAGCGAGCUCUAAAUUGGAUGACAGGCACAUGAUAGGAAACAGAUUGAUUCCCUCCUCCGGUAUGAUUUAUGUUAAUAAAAACACGAAGUUAAUUCAAAUCGAGUCAUCUACAAGUGAUCUUGCUGUUGAACUCACCGAGCAAACCGGUGCCAGAGUUUGGGUGUACGGCAAGACCAAUUUUUCCUUGGAUCAACUAUUGCUCCUGCACAUUGACAGGAUUUCUAGAGCGAGUAGAAUGAACGUCUUCAGCGUGGGGGUUGGAAUUUGCGGAGAAUUCCCGAGAAUGAGAAUUGAAGAGAAUGAGCCCGAGCUUCCCGCUGCCCCGGACGACGUGACUCGGCGGCAGCGCCUGCAGCCUCUCACCCACCCCGACUACAGGAGUCAGGACCAGCUCACCGUGCAGGAGAUGCUUUCGAAGUCAUCACAUCACUUCUGGGUGGUGGACGGCAACGCGACAUGCGUUGUGACCCCUCGUCUGGAAAUGAGCUUAGGCUGCAGUUGCCUCAAGUCACGUCCGGCCUGUGGCCAGCACAGCCCUCCGGCUCAGCACAAAUCGCCAGCAGACGUCGAGCACGGUGACCGUAGCCAGGAUACUACGGCUGGACAACAACGGAAUACGGCCGACAUAAGGAGCUGGCCUGUCAAAAUACGUCUUGACGUUUCUAACUCGGAGUCUAGUGACUUGAAUUCCUGGCCAUCUAAAAAUUUUCAUUAUAAGAACACAUUUGAAUCGCUGGAGGAUAAGAAGCCUAGUUUCUUCUCAGUCUUCGAUAAAUGCAGUGAAGCUCUUUGCUUGAAUGGGGGACGCUGCAUUGAAGACCAGGCUAGAGCAAGGUGCAUUUGCCCACAAGGAACCAGUCAACCGUUUUGCAAGCAGCUAGAGGCGCAUUUCAAAGGAGUUUCAUCCACGCCUGUAGAUGAACAGGGACAGUCAGAUAAGUAUGGUAGUUGGAUGUGGCUUGGCACGGCGAGACUGUGUUCGCCAAUGCACAUCAGCCUCGAGUUCCGGACAAAAGAAGAGAAUGGGACAUUGCUGUACGCUGGACCAAGGACGAGGUCGCCGACCACGAGCCAGUCUAUGCACCUAAGCGAUGAAAAAGUAACUGCUGAAGAGCCCAUCAGAAAUUAUCGAAGUCGUCGAACUCUUGAACUGGGAGUAGGGAAGAUGCAGUUAAGAGACGACCAUGUACAGAAAGUGGACCAAUUCAACGCACCCGUUCUGAGUGUGGAACUUUUUAACGGUCGACCAAAAAUUCUAUUUUCCCUGGGAUCAAAAACUGCAAUACUGCCGUCGCUCGCCGCAACCUCUCAUCACGCCGACCCUCUGAAGCUCAAUGACGGGGAAUGGCACAGACUCGACUUUCUGUGGUCAGAAAAGAAAGUCGAGUCGUUGAUAGACUUGUGCCGCGGUCAGAAGUCAGGCUGCCACUCGUCGGCCUUCUUAGCCGACCAAAAACCACCACUAAAGGUGAAAAUAUCUGUUGCACAGCAAGUUAAUUUGCAAGGACAAGGGUUUGUAACGUCUGGUUCAACAAUUGAUUCAUCAGCGGGCUUCCAAAUGCCUAAGCCACCAGUUGGUGGUUCAAUGAAUAUUGUUUUUAACUCGGAGACACCGUUUCAAGUUGGCGGUGUAGCUCACGGACGACCAAACAGCCGAUUAUUUGGGUGGCCAGAAGAUUUCGUCAAUGGAGAAUCGUUUCGUGGAUGCAUACGGAACAUCAGGAUUAACAAUCAGCUACAAGACGUCGGUGGCGCACGUCUCUCACGCGGCGUGUCGCCGGGCUGCCCGCUACCUACAGUCUGCUCUCCUAGACCUUGUCACAGCAAAGCUCGAUGCUCCACUUCUCACAUGCCUGCGUCGUGCGAGUGCUUGCCUGGCCUGCGAGGGCCGCUCUGCACGCAGGCGUCACAAGGCGUCACUCUGCACCGCCAGAGCUACGCGUCUCUGGCCCUCUCAUUCCGACCUCCUACUGACCACGCUGCCGUGCAAGUGCGUAUAAAGACAAGGUCAACGAGCGGUCAAAUUCUGAAGCUGACUUCGCAAGGAAGAAGUGACGCUUUGAGACUUCACAUAACGACUGGCAAAGUUUGCUUAUCUUUUGAAUUAUCAAAGCCUGCAACAAAAAUAAACUUGGAGAAAACUGAUUUAGAUUCCAGUAAUGUAACCGGUCAUCAUGCGGAAAAUCGUUACAGAAGAUCUAGCAAGGUUAACGGGUUACGUGGAGAUAUGUUUCCAGAGAUGAUUCUAAAGAAAUCGAAUGAAAGUGAUCAUAAAGGAUUGCACUUGCAUCCAUACCGAAUUAGGAAGUACAUGCACGAAACUGAAUCAUCGAAUACUUCUCAUUCUGGGGCUUCGGCUAAAAAUUUGAACAGAGUUCGUAAAAUAGAGGCGAAAAAUUUAAGCGAAAACGAAAGAUAUUUGCAUUUUGCGAGACGCUCAUUGCACGGAGGAGUAGAGCGUAGCAAGCGGAGAACUCACCCGGCGCCUGAGGAAGAAUCGUCGUGGGCCGCCCAAACCGUAGCGUCGCAAGUGUGUUUAUCAGAGGCCCGUCUCAACGAUGGUGUCUGGCACACACUGUACGCAAGAAGUUACGGGCAGUUUCUCGAAUUAUGGGCAGACGAAGGAGACCAUCCAAACUACAACUCAUCACUCAUCGAGGGUCUCUUCUCCAGUAGCAAAUUUUCUCCUUCACUUUCCAAAAUAGCGGACACUGAACCAAUGUUCCGCAUCCACGGACGAAAAAACUCUCGUGAUUUUCGAAACACUACAGAAAAUCUGGCCACGUUGGCGCGCUUUAAAAGUAAAAAGUGGAGCCCUGAGGGAGGAAUGAAUUUUUACCAAUCUUGGGCAUCAGUGGAGAGAAAUUCAUCCCAGUCGUUGUACACAAAUACUGAAAACAAAAUCGGGAUUUUACCUCAAGCAACAAGUAUAACAUCCGUAAAAUCUGGUGAGCCGAUACAGAUCUGGAACGAAAUUCCUUUCAGUGUUGACCAGCAAGAAGGGAUCUUGGUUGGAGGCAUCCCCGAUUUCCACGAGUCACGUUUGGUGGAUGUCAGAGAUGAUCUUUAUGACAGCUGUUUGGAUGACCUCCGCCUAUGGGGACACCCCUUGCCUCUGCCCCCCACGUACAACACGAGUCAGGCCGCGCAGCUCACAUCCUUCGCCAACAUGACCGCGACGUGCACGUCUGACGACGUCUGUGCCAACGUUACCUGUCCCGCCGGCCUGCAGUGCCUGGACCUCUGGAACGUCCAUGCUUGUGGGUGCGGGCGAGGAAAAACCUUCAAGUCCAGCAAAUGUGCGAACGUAAACGAGUGCCAAGUUUGGUCGCCGUGCCUGGCGGGCACUUGCCUGGAUUUGGACGAAGGCUAUCGAUGCNAGUGUCCUGCAUCACGCGCAGGUUAUAACUGCGAGGUGGCAGUGACGCCUGCAUCGCGUCUCUCGCUCUCUGUUGGCUCCGGUGUUGCCUUCAUCUGCAUCGUCUUCCUGGGCGUCGUGCUGUUGUGGGCCUAUUUCCUGCUGAGACGCGUCCUGGGGCGCUCUGAGCGCAAAAAACGCCAGCUGUCAGAAUCCAGCUCGGCUUUUUCGACUCCGCGCACGCACCACACCCAAAAUUCCCCGCACUGCUCUUCCUCAUCCCCAUCACACUCCCCAGCUGCACUCCACUGUACUCCAUAUGAUCUUCACGGAGUUUCUCGCGGUAUCCAAGGGAUUACCCGCAGUAUCAGGGCCAAGAAUAAGCCUGGCCCAGCCACCGACGGAAUACCAGAACUCUGUCGGUCAUCGCCGCGCCUGGAGCUCACUGCCUUGCGCUGCAGUGCACCUGCAGAAGUGGACGUCUUGAAAAUUUCAGAAAUUCACUCAUCGUUCCUGGAAAGUUCUGGCUCCUCCGGAAGUUUUAUUCGCAUGGCUGCGGCUGAAUCCUCAAUGCAUGAGGCAGAAAGCACCACAGGAUUUGAUAUCCCCCAAGCGCUUGUUGUUGAUCCCGAUUCCGAAGGAUCAACCCUAGACUACGCCGAGCAGAAUAAUGUCAGAUCGUCGCGUGAAGUACGACUCAUACACAUACAAUCCAGUGAAAUGGAGAGAGAGCGUCGGAAAGGAAAGGACGAUUCGAAGAAGCGAGGAUCCAGCGGUUGUGUUUGUUCUUCAAAAGUGCGUCAAGAGGAGUCAAUUAGUUCUUGUGGCGGUGGCUGCAGCUGCGUUUGCACUUCGAGGGGCGAUUCGUAUAAGCCAACACAAGACGAUUUGCGCGAUUAUGCGUACGAGGGCGAGGGCAGCACACCGGGAUCCUUAUCGUCUUGUUGCUCUGGACAUGACCCAAUGGGAGGACCGAUGACUGACCACCGUUUUCUGGGAGGUUUUCAAGAAGUUGCCAUUCUUCUCAACUGCCUUUCAUCUACUGAAGAUAUUGAUUUUCAAAAGGCUAAAACUUGUGAUACUAAGCCAAAAGCGAUGGGUCCGAUAAAACUGAAAAACACGAAAGAACAAUUUUUAUACAAUAACGACAAUUUGAUGAGAAAUAUUUCCAUCUCAUCACGUGAUAUUCAAAUUGAAUACAACGAUAAAUCGUUUCACGCAAAUUCUGACAUUUAUCGGAAAGGAGGUUCUCUGCCUCGAAUGAAGCCUUCAUGAGCUUCUCGAUCUCCCCAUGUAUUGUUUUUUAAUUGUAAGGCAUAAAAAUAUUGAAUACAUACGAAACAAUAAUACAUAAGAAAAGUUAUAAACAACGACGAUUGUAAUUAUAAUAAAUAUUAAGCAGAGUUGUUUGGAGAUUAAAAUUUGUGUAUAGCAGCCAAUAAAUUACGAAGCGCAGAAAUUGAUCAUGAUCUAUCUGGUCUCAGUAACUCGCAUGCAACUCGUUUUUUAAUUGCUUAUGAAAAGUUUGUACUGACUUAAUUAUUUUGAGUUUCUUGUUUACGUUAUACUCUCUAUAUGGCAUGCAUAUAAAAGUUCAAGAUGAUGAUAAUGGUUUCGUGCGAGGCUUGAAAAAAUAUUACCAUAUCGUUCAAAUAACAGCUCAGUCUAACAGCACUAGACCACAGCUGAUAACAGCUCAGUCUAACAAUGCUAGGCCACGGGUGAUAACAGCUCAGUGUAACAACACUAGACCACGGUUAACAGCUCAGUGUAACUAAGCUAGACCACGGUUACCAGCUCAGUGUAACUAAGCUAGACCACGGUUAACAGCUCAGUGUAACUAAGCUAGACCCGGUUAACAGCUCAGUGUAACUACGCUAGACGACGGUUAAUAGCUCAGUGUAACUACGCUAGACGACGGUUAAUAGCUCAGUGUUAUUAAGCUAGACCACAGUCGAGCUAAGCAAUGUGCAUUGUCGAAUAAACAUUACUUGGAUUUACAACUCGACUGGCAGCGGAUAAUAGGAGGCCUGAUUUGACAGAGCAAAACCCUGCAGUUUUCAGCAAGUUUUUGCGAGCUAUUCGCGAACGCUGUCCUCCGUCGAUUAAUGUUUACUUUACUUCUCUUUAACGCUAUGUAACGACGGUAUGUGCUUAUUUAUUUAGAACGUUGCAUGCAAAUUAUAGUGUAUGACAUUUUAAAGAAAAUAACUCUGAACAUUGGUAUAUUUUUGUACCGAGGGAGUUAAAUGUUUAAAGAUUAAAUUUAAGACUUUGCUGU